UUGCCGGGAGUAUAAGUACUAGCGACUGUCCUCGAUGCAGCGGGAACUCUUGCCCCUCGUCUCCUUGAGACAUCAAGACCAGCGUUAACAUCUUCUCCAGCCUCCAACACAUAACAAUCGCACCUCGAAUGUCGACCGCCGUUGCAUCAGGAUACCAAGAACUCGCACACAGCAAAGACGUUGCACCGCCGUCAUACGAUGGUACCCAUCCUCGAGCCACAUCCCUGCUUCCUGCCACCACGAACAACCUUGAGCUGCAGUUCAAAUGGGCGAGCUACAAGACGGUCGAUAUAGCCGUAUCAGAGCCCCCUGGCAAGGUCCGGUACUAUGCGGAAAUGUCCGAAGUCCAGGGCUCGCCCGAUGUCGUCCUGAGGGAACGUUCGAAAGGCGGCCAGGUUAUCGGGACCGCCCAUUUUAGUCAGAAGCACGACGUCGAGAUGACCCUCGGUGCAGAUGGCUCCGAUAUCGGUAACACUGGGCCGAGUGCUACGCUGGUCAAUCAUGACCCUAUCACGUUCGCGCAUUACACCUUGACGAUCCCCCAGGGGACCUCUCAACGCGUGUUCGACCUCGUCCGCACCUCGUCCAAGGAGGACGGCGUGAAAGGGUCCACGGAGAGGUGGAACUACUUUAAUUACAAGAUCACCGACCGUGCCACGGGAAAGUCGGUCGGAGCCUGGCUGGAGCAUGGAAGCCUGAGCUUCAAAGUGGGAAAGCUGAAGGUUCAAGUCGGAGCUGGAGGGGCCGACGGCAAACCGGGCCUCAUUGAGGAGGAAGUUUGGUGGAUCGUCAUGGCCAUGGCUAGCGUCGCAGAGAAGGCAAGGAGAAGGGCACCGUACGCCGGCGUGCCCGCUGCCAUCGCCAAAUUUCUCUAAGACGCGCAAUGCCAGGUCAGGGGGAGGGGAAGGAACGAUCGAAACGGAAUAUUCCAUCUGCGCAUCUUCGUUACAAGCUCGAAUUAUACCCAACUAUAUACCAUAAUACUGUCCGCGCAUGCAUGUUGUUUAUCCUUUGACCCGGCCUUGUACUACAUCAUCCCCGAACGGCGGCCCUGCCGGAGCCACAGGAUCUAGGACCGUACCCUGCUUUUGUAUCUCUUCGUCGACCGCCCUUGGGCUAGAGCCUUUCGCCAUCU
Molecule: messenger RNA, 1135 nt
Organism: Filobasidium floriforme
Lineage: Eukaryota; Fungi; Basidiomycota; Tremellomycetes; Filobasidiales; Filobasidiaceae
Exons: 1
Coding region: 129-875 (248 amino acids)
Source: RefSeq, a predicted model, not a curated record